Molecule: messenger RNA, 1133 nt
Organism: Helianthus annuus (common sunflower)
Lineage: Eukaryota; Viridiplantae; Streptophyta; Magnoliopsida; Asterales; Asteraceae
Product: octanoyltransferase LIP2p, chloroplastic
Exons: 4
Coding region: 94-966 (290 amino acids)
Biological process (GO): protein lipoylation
Cellular component (GO): mitochondrion
Molecular function (GO): lipoyl(octanoyl) transferase activity
Source: RefSeq, a predicted model, not a curated record
GAAUUAUAAUCAUAUUUUCAAACCCCCUUCUCUUCUUCCUCGACAAGCUUUCUUCGGUCACUCCGCCACUCCCAUUCUUUCCGAUCAAAUUCCAUGACUCUAUCAUUCAACAUCUCUUCGAAUCACUUGAUUCCACCACGCCCCACCUGCCCACAAUCACGAGUACCAGCAUCAGCUUCACAUCUCACCAGCACCAAACCCAAUUCAUCGAUCCAACACACUAACACAAGAAGAUGCAUAUGCUAUGAUAUGUAUAAACAAGUGGUCCCUUUUGCCGAGGCUUGGUCAUGGCAGAAAUCAAUUGUUGAUCAGAGGAAGUCAUUGGUUGAUGGAAAUGAAGAUGAGUUGGAUAGUUUGAUUGUGCUUCAGCAUCAGCCUGUUUAUACAUUGGGUACUGCUAGUUCAGAAGAUAACUUGAGUUUUGAUGUUAAAGAUUCACCUUUGCCUUUGUAUCAGACAGAAAGAGGUGGUGAAGUUACUUAUCAUGGACCAGGACAGCUAGUGUUGUACCCGAUUUUGAAUCUUCGCUUCCAAAAGAUGGAUCUUCAUUGGUACAUGAGGGCAUUGGAGGAGGUAGUCAUUCGCGUUCUUUUCUCAACAUUUUCACUAAAAGCUUCACGGGUCGAGGGUUUGACUGGAGUUUGGGUUGGGGACAAAAAACUAGCGGCAGUUGGAAUCCGCGUUUCAAAAUGGCUAACAUAUCAUGGAUUGGCAUUAAACGUCUCCACUGAUCUUUCGCCCUUCAGUCGGAUAAUCCCGUGUGGAAUAAAAGACCGAGGAGUGGGAAACAUUAAGGAGCUUCUAAGAGGGUCCAACAAACCUUCUUCAAUAUCCGGUUGUCACGAUGAAGAUGAUGGUACACUCAUUGAUAUAGCUCAUGAAUCAUUGCUAAAAGAGUUCUGUGAAGUUUUUCAGCUUGAAUUGUGUCAUCAGUCAGGAUCAAUCCUUAGGUCUCCAGACAGAUAACACUGCAAGUUGACUUUUUGAAUUUGACCGGUCUCAAGUUCCAUAUAAUACAACUUUUGAUAGUAUAGACAUGCUAAUCUAUGACUGUUGCAUUGUUUGAUGGCUAUAACAUGUUUGUGCCUAGAAAUUUUAUCAUCCUACAUCAGAAGAAAAGUUAAUUCAUUUAG